UCACGUACGCUUUACUGGUACCGCAAGCAGACAACCAGGCAACACUUGUAUUCAGGAAACAAAAAUCUAUUUUGGUUUGUCAUGUUUGUAUGAACAGGAAUAUCUUCCUAUUGAAAAGUGGCUUAUAUUCAUCGUUUUCGCCGUCUCAUGUACAUCAAGGUACGAUAGCAUUGAGCUUCAAGGUACGCUGCGGUUGUGGAUAUUAUAUUUGGAGGGAUAAGGAUAGUAUCAAAGCGGAUUUCUUAGCGAUAUUUUAGUCGUUCAGUUUGUGUUUUUGAACUGCUACUGUCACUGUGCAAUUUCAAUGGAGGGCUUGUUGAUUGUUGACACACGAAACUCGACGUCAAUGUCCGAUCCUUGCUUCGAUUUACCUCCAUCCUCACCAUCGAACUGCCCCCAUCAACCGAUUUGUGUCAUCGCAGUUACAAACAGUCACUUGUGUUUGAGUAGUAGAGCGUCAUUUUUUGCUUGAAAAGGAGGAAAUUUAAGUGGAAUCAGUCAAUCAGAAUCAGCUGACUGGCUAAGCAAAUAAAUCAAGGCCGUCUCACUGACUGUCAAUUGUUACUGUAUUGCGGAAGUUGGUCGACUCGUCUGCAAAAUGAAGCUUUUGGAAAAUCCAAAUCUUGACGCCAUUGGCAAUGCCCUUACCAUCGAAACUGGUGAUUGCAAGAUUUCAGGAAGGUUAGAGAGUUACUCUUGCAAGAUGGCAGGCAACGACAAACGCCUGUUCAAGCUGCUCAGCCAGGAGAACGGCCACACCCCUGAAGACUUGCAGGCCCUCUCCCCUCCCCAGACCCAGAGCCAACUGUCUCUGAGCCCCCGGGGUGGGUUCAGUCCCCAGGCCGGGGGUCCCUAUGGUACCAGCUCCGGGGAGGAGACCCAGGGUCCUCUCUGUCACACUUGCAGCCGCAAGAUGAUCUUCUACCUCAUUUCUACGCUGAACGCCUCGUUCCAGCCAGACUAUGAUUUCAGUGAUGCAAAGAGUCAUGAGUUUAGCCGAGAGCCCAGCCUGGAUUGGACCAUCAAUGCCGUGGAUAGUAACAUGUUCUCUACGGCUGGUGACGCCUACGCUGCUCAGAUUCGCCCCAAACUGUGGGCCGCUAUCAAUGAUGAGAUCUCACCCAACGAGUGCGAAAUUUACAGCUACAACCCUGACUUGGAAUCAGACCCAUUUGGUGAGGAGGGUGUCCUGUGGUCCUUCAACUACUUCUUCUUCAACAAGAAGCUCAAGAGGAUACUUUUCUUUGCUUGCAAGGCCAGUAGCAAAACCUCGGCUGCUGGUGCUGAUUCUGGCAUUGGUGGUGACUUUGACAUGAUGCUGGAUGAAGAGAUAUCUGAUGAUUACGAUGACAACGAUGAAGAUGAUGAAGAAGACAACAGCAUGUACGUGCAGGAUGCCUACAGGCAUGAGAGUGUAACACCAUUGAUGUUCUGAAUGCAAGUGCUGUAUGGAUUCUACAGUGAGUUACUGUAUGCGUUGCAGUCAUGUCAGCAGAACAGCCAUUUUCAAGGAAUGUCAGUUAAGGCCUAUAACACAGACUAUGGUAAGGGUUGGCUAAAAAAAAAUGUAUUUGUAAUCCUAGCUAACAGAAAAUUAGAACGUUUUUGGUGAUUGAUUUUGCUCAUAACCGUUGCAUUUGGAUUGAGUUAAAAUAGUCCUUUGGAUUUCGCUUGCAGUGUUUAAGUAUUGUUUUUACAUGACAUUAAAAUUGAGUUUCAGCUUUAAUAGUACUUGUACAAAUAAUACAAAUUCACUCGUCGUUAUUCUUUCAUUGCCAUUUGGUUGAAUCAAGGUUUUACCUUUGCUCAAAAAUAUGUUCGUUCAUGCUUUUGACAGGUGCACUUUGUACUGCAUGAUUGAACACAAUCAGCAUUUCACUAUUCCCUUAUCACAAAAAGGUUUUCUUAUUCACCCUUCAGCAACAGUCGAAAACCAACUGCUUCAAGUGUGUCGAAAACAAUCCAAAACCAUUCAGAGUUUUCUGUGCUGUGAAAUUCCUUUUAUCCAGUCCAUAAAUUUACAAAACUCUUACGAUUGGGCUUAUUAAAUUGAGUCGCUAUUUCUUCCCAAUUUUAAACGUUCUUCUCUUUCCGGUUGCAAUAAUCAAUAUUCCUAUGUGUACAGUGUAUAUAAUCACAGACAUAAAUUAAACAGAUGAAUCUCUAGUUUCUUAGAUUAUAUAAUAAAAAGAGUGUGUUAACGUUGUUUUUUUUAAUGAUGCAUAAAUACAUGCAUGUAAGACAGUUUACCCAUUCCUAUUGGUCAAGAGCCUGUCACAUGGCCGGUUUUAAACGGUUGAUAAAGACCGGCUGGCUGGUCUUAAAAACUUUUCCAGUGUCACAUGAAAUUUUGACUCCUAUGAAAUCCCUCGCCUUCGGCUCACGUAAUUAUCAGCAUCCGGACUCCAACCAGUCUUUAUAGUGUUCAAAGCCAGCAAAGCACACAUUUCUUCCCUUAUUGAAGGGUCUCAAAACAUGGAAAGUUCUGUUUAAAUUGGACUGCUGCUCUUAAAAACCUGUCUUGCUGUUGAUAGAAAGGCUCCCUGUUUCCAGAAUAUUCCAAGCAGGGAAAGGCUAAUCUUUGAUUUGUUCAGUUAGUGUUCAUAAUUACAAGCCAAUGUUUCCAAGGGGGACUACCAGACUGUUCUGAAUAAACAGAAUCUGAUCACAUACCCACUGACUGUAUGGGAGUGCUGGUAAUAGCUAAUCUCACUCAUAAAAAUAAUGUGAAGGAAACACUUAACAUUGUAGAUGACUUAAUAACGUGAUCAAUGCACAUAAAUUCCGUGUGAACAUGUUAUGUUGACUUUUUGUUGCCAGUUAAAACAAAAAAAUCUAUCCAGUACGAGCUGAAAACAGAAUUGCCAUCACCCCAUCCAUGUACAAAUAGAUAGGGUGUUGUGUACAGGCGAACAGGCACAAUUGAACAAACAGCGAAGUAGAAUUUCCCAAAUGCAUGUACUCAAAGUUGUGAGACACUUUGUAAGUCAGACAAAUGUUUCUGAAUUGGUGUGUUUUAAAGCCAACUUUUGAAGAAACAAAGUUGGGGGAAAGAUUGGGAAAGAAUGUUGCAACCUGACGCUGCUUUAUUCUUCAUAAAUCAUCUCAGUGAAGGUCAGUCGUUGCAAAAAUGAUGAUAAGACACGAAUCUGGGACUGAGAAACAUUUCCAAUUUUGUUAAGAAGUACAAUGUACUUCUGUCUUGACUCUCCAUAGACUUUGUACACAACCACUGAAGUAGCCUCAGGUUGCAACAUUCUUUCCAAAGAUUGUCGUCUUCGUUUUGUUUUUACAGCUCUGGCUGCUAAAAAUUGUCGAGCUGUUGAAAGUUUCGGGACGUAAGCUUAGAUACUUGCCAUGAAAAGUCUGUCUUUAGUUUCUGCGCUUAAUAAGAAAUACAAAAUUCGGACAUGCAACUGGGGGAAUUUAGGGGAAAAUGACUCUAAACCACUCAAGACUUUGUACAGUGUUUUUCAAUUUGUAAUGGCAUUCGUGAGAAGUAAACAAACGAGGAAAUCAGCGGAUCUGAGGAAAGUUGCAUGCCUGAUAAUUAGGUUUUGCUGUGUUUGCAAGAUACAUGGCAAAGCAUUUUGUAGAAUUAAAGAUUGCCAGUAUGCAUUGUUUUUUUAAUUUAAGAUGCAUCCAACGUUGUGUUAUUAUUUUUUUUGAAAAAGAUUUUUUUUACUUUAACAUUAAUGUACUGUUCAACUUAGCAAGUGCUUUCUAAAUAGUGAUUAUAGAAGUCCAUCAGAAUUCAAAAUGACAUAUUCUACCUUUUUGUAAAGCACACAAAAAUCCACUUAUUUUAUUAGAACGUUUUAGAAAAUGUUCAGUAAAUGUUGUUAUUGUGUCAGUUUUUUUAGUUUCCUUUUUAAGUGUAUUCAAGCCUUACUAUGGUUCUGUGUUAGUGCCAUUAUCUAGUGAAAGUGCUAGAUAUUUGUGCAGGGAAAGUGGUAGACUUUAUAUAUCUGAAAUAAUUUUGUUAAGAAGGAAAAUAUUAAGGGGUUAUGCAUCCUUACUGGGACAAAAUAUUGUAAAAUGAUAUUGGGGAAAUGUUCUUGAAGGGAAAUUGGAAUAUUAGUUUGUUGCCAUUAUGAUUGUUAAUGUUGGUGUGUUGUAUUGUUUUAAAAUGUAUAGAAGUUAAACAAUCAGUGUAAAUAGUAUCAUGAUCAUUUUCACGACGGUUUAUACAUGUACAUGCAGAAGUGUUGACAGUUUGAGAAGUACAUUACAGAUAGAUGACAAUAAACUUGGUUUUCAAGUGAAAAACAGUGAAAAUGGUUGUUCGA
Messenger RNA from Patiria miniata (bat star), 4289 nucleotides. RefSeq names its product repressor of RNA polymerase III transcription MAF1 homolog. Gene Ontology annotation, cellular component: nucleus. The coding region runs from base 599 to 1435 and encodes 278 amino acids. The transcript has 6 exons. Gene Ontology annotation, molecular function: RNA polymerase III core binding. Gene Ontology annotation, biological process: negative regulation of transcription by RNA polymerase III. The record is from RefSeq and is a predicted model, not a curated record. NCBI's taxonomy places the organism in Eukaryota, Metazoa, Echinodermata, Asteroidea, Valvatida, Asterinidae.